CUUCCACCCAUUUUCAUCCCAGUAAAGAAGUGUUGUUCUUCAAGGAUAAAUAUGGCUCCUCAAACAUCAGAUCCCAGUAAAGAACACAUCUCUUACGAAUCCAAUUUCCUCUGGUCUCUCAAUUCUUGAUAGAUUACCAACAAUGAUAACUGUCAAUGCUCUUGUUUUCCUUGUCAUCCAACAAUUGGGUGAGAUCAUCCAAGUUGAGAUCCAACAAGAGGUACGAGUGGUCGUGGGAGUGAAGAAGGACAUCAAGAAGCUCUCUGCUACUCUUAUGAAAAUCCAGGCUCUGCUCAAGGAUGCUGAAGAAAGGCAAUUCAUGGAAAAUUCAGUGCAGCUUUGGUUACAGGAACUGAAAGAUGUAGCCUAUGACAUUGAUGAUGUGUUAGAUGAUUGGGGCACUGAAAUUCUCAAAUCAUCAAUUGUAGAGGGAGUUGAUGAUCAUGAUAAGAAGGUAUGCCCUGCCAACUUGUUUGUUUCUCCUUGCUUUCGUUUCAAGCAAAUUGGUUUGCGCCAUGACAUUGGUCAUAAGAUAAAGGAGAUAAAAGGAAGACUAGAUGAGAUAGCAAGUGAGAAAGAUAAGUUUAGUUUUAUUCAAACUACUACUACUAGAAAUGAAUUAAUUAUAGAUGAUGAGUCAAGGAGGAGGAGAUUAGAAACUAGCUCCCUCGUUGAUGUCACAGAGGUGUUUGGUCGUGACAUGGAUAAAGAUAUCAUAAUAAGCAAGUUGAUAAGUGAGGGCAGUAGUCCGCAAGAUGAAAUGGUUUCUGAUCAUGUCCAUCCCAUGAUAAUCUCCAUUGUGGGCAUGGCUGGUUUGGGCAAAACAACACUUGCCCAACUCACCUUCAAUGAUGAGAAGGUGAAGAACCAUUUUGAUAAGAGAAUAUGGGUACACGUGUCUAAACCUUUUGAUAAAGAGAAGGUUGCCAUGCGUAUUAUCGAAGAAAUGGGUGGUGGUGGUGGUGGUGGUGGUGGUGGUGAGAACAAUAUUGUGUCCCAAGGUGGGGGUCAUAAUAUAGCAUGGGAAGUUGUGCAUCGUCAAUUGACUACUUCUAUCCAAGGAAAUCAAUUCCUACUCAUCUUAGAUGAUGUGUGGACUGAGGAUCGUAGUUUGUGGGAUCCAUUGUUGCUUUCCCUCAGAUGCAGUUCUCAAGGAAGUAGAAUUAUUGUUACGACACGAAACGAGAGGGUUACCAUCAUGAUGGGCACAACAUAUGUCCACAGUUUAGGAUUAUUGUCUGAUGAAAACUGUUGGUCAUUGUUGAGACAUUAUGCUUUUGAUGGAAGGCAAGAAAAAGAGUGUGAGAAAUUAAAAGAAAUUGGUAUAGAACUUGCACACAAGUGUAACGGAUUGCCUCUUUCGGCAAAGACUCUAGGAAGUUUAUUGCGUUUCAAAGAGUCAAAACAGGAGUGGCAAUAUGUAUUGCAAAAUGAUAUAUGGAAGGUUGUAUCAACCCUUGAUAAACCAGUCUUGCCAGCUCUAUUACUAAGCUAUAAUGAUUUUCCCUCUCAUUUGAAGCAAUGCUUUGCGUAUUGUUCUUACCUCCCGAGAGGUUAUCAUAUGGACAAAUAUGCCAUAAUCAAGCAAUGGAUGGCACAAGGCUUUCUUGGUGAUCAUUUGGCAGCCAAAUUUGACGAUUGGAUUGCAGUGGGUGAAGAAUACUUCAACCAUUUGGUCAUGAGUUCAUUUUUUCAGAAAGAUGUCACAGAAUAUUUCCAAAUGCAUGACCUCGUCCAUGACUUUGCCAAAUCCCUUGCAGAAAAUGAAUGCUUUACUUUGACGAUUAAAGAUACCAAUGCGCAAGAAUUUGACUUUGGUAGAACCCGUCAUUUAUCUCUAGUAAUAGAAGAGAUAAACACGAUUCCUUCUUUCAUUCACAAGGCAAAGAAUCUGCGAACUCUUAAAAUUUAUAAAGCACAGAUUCCUAGACUUUCUUCUGACUUAUUUGGACACUUGACGUGUCUGAGGAUUUUAGAUUUGCAUAGUACUUACCUUGAAGAGCUUCCAAAUGAGGUAGAGAAGUUGAUACAUCUAAGGUACCUUAACUUGUCCAUGGCAAGGUUUAAAGAAUUACCUAAGGCAGUGACCAAAUUGUACAAUUUGAAAAUAUUACACCUUUAUGGAUGUAAGAAUCUUUGUAAACUACCUGAAGGGAUUGGAGGAUUAGUCAAUUUGAUAGAGCUUGAUCUGAUUGAAUGUCGCCAACUAAGCUACUUGCCAGAAGGAAUUGGGAGAUUGAGCAAACUGCAUCGUUUGCCACACUUCGUUAUUUGUGGGGUGGAGAGAGGAGGAUGUAAGAUUGGAGAACUGAAAAAUCUCAACUUCCUCAAAGGUUCACUAAGACUAAUAGGUUUGGGGAGAGUGGAAAAUGGAAAUGAGGCUAAGAUGGCUUGCUUGAAGAAUAAGCAACACCUUCGUGCUCUGUAUUUCUAUUUCAAUCAAUAUACUGGUGUUUCACAAGUUGAUGAAAAUGCUACUGAAGGAGAAAGAGAAGGAGAAUUAGGAGAAAAAGAAGAAGAUGAAGAAGAAGAAAUAGUUGAUGCUGAAGCUAAAACAGAAGGACGAGAAGAAGAAGAAGAAGAAGCUGGUGUUUCACGUGUUGGUGAGAAUGUCGUUGAUGAAGAAGAGGAAGGGAAAACAGAAGGAGAAGAAGAAGUAGUUGAUGGAGAAGACAUGUUGUUGAGGAGGAGGAUGGAGGAUGUGCUGGAAAGUCUCCAACCACAUCAAAACCUUGAGAAACUAAUAAUCAAGGACUACCCUGGUGUUCUGUUCCCAAAUUGGAUGUGUAGUCAUGAAAACUUUACGAUUUCCUCCAAUCUGGUUUUCUUGGAACUACGUUGGUGCAGGAAGUGUAAGCAAUUGCCUCCGACUUUGGGGAAACUACCAUCCCUUGAAACCCUUGUAAUAGGUGGAAUGGAUAAAGUCAAAUUCAUGGGUGUUGAGUUUUUUGGAAUUGAUUUUGCAACAACAAGUGAUGGUGGGUUUGGCAAAAUAUUCCCAAAAUUGAAAGUCUUUGAGUUGGCUUCAAUGCGUAAUUUGGAGGAUUGGGAUUUAAGACUAGUACAGAAUUUUCAAGAAGGGAAAGAGUUCAUCUUUAUGCCGUGUCUACAAGAUCUCUUACUUUUGGGUUUGCCCAAGUUAAGGACAUUUCCACAGCACCUUACUCAGGCUACAUCCCUGAGGAAAUUGUUCAUAUGGUACUGUCCAAAGUUGAGUUGGAUGCCAUCAUCUCCAUCCUCCCAUCUUCCUUUUCUGCACGUUGAGGAGUUGAUCUUAAAAAAGGACGCAGGUUCAUUUUCAAAGUCACUAGUACCAAACAACCACAUGUUUCUCCCUAACCUCAAGUUGUUGCGGGUGAGACAAUCACCAUUCUCGUCCUUACCUGUAGGAUUAGGGCAACUCAGUUCGCUUCAGAUUCUGGAUAUCCGAACCUGUUCUAAGAUCAAGUCAAUACCUGAGGGGGAGUUGCAGCAUCUCACCGCAUUACAAGAGUUGAGGAUCAUGAGGUGUCCCGCCUUGAGACGACGUUGCCAGAAGGAGAAAGGAGAAGAUUGGGGCAAAAUAUCUCACAUCCCAAACAUCUUCAUCGAUGGCAAGAAGAUCAAAUGAGGAGAAACUUCCACAACAAGAGGCAUUAAUGUUAAUGGAGGAAGAAGAAGCGGACAACAAACGCAUCACAUACUUGAAAGGAUCGAUUGAUUUUGGUUUGUUAGGUAUUUGAGGUUGAAGAUAGAUAGAUACCAGAGAACUCGAAUGUUGAAUGCCUAAAGUUGGACAGAAACAAACCCGACCUCCUUCAUCAGCACCUAGUUAGGGAGUUCGGGUUGAUCAGAUUCCUUCAAUCAGGACUGUUAUUGCAUUACAUAGACUUUGUGAAAGCAGUGGAGAUGGUAGACAAGGCUGAGGAGCACACCAUCUAAGUUGCAGUAAUCACCAAAGGAUGAUUUGGCAGAAGAAAGAGUUCAUUUUCCAUAUGAAUUAUAUUGGAGCUCAUCACCCACAUUUACCUUCAACUUCUCCAAAGAUUUUCAGAACUCAGUUGAACAUGAAGAAAUUAGCUUUGAGGACAAUCCCUUUUGACCAUUGUCAAAAUUUCUCUGUUUCUUCUGUUCCAUGGUGAACUCCUCAGGAAUGGAAGAGCAUCCAGUCCAAUGAUCUGGGUAUUUGAGGUUCAAGAUACCAGAGAAUGUUCUAUGCCAAAUUGAGGACGGAAAACGAACCUGACCUCCUUGGUCACCACCUAGUUAGGGAGUUCAGGUUGAUCAGAAAAUUCAAGGUUUCCUGUCGGAGGAAGAGAAAGGUGAAUAAUGAACUACAAAGGUACAUGACAUGAGCAUUCCAUGACAUCAAGGCAAUAUGUAAGACCCAUGACUGCAAUCUCCGCAAGGGUUCUUCCUUCGGCAAAUGAAGAGCACAGUAUGGUAGUUAAUUCUUUAAGCAAUUCUUCUUAGCCUUUUUGAAUUUGGUGUUUUGGUUUUGAUUUUUUUUCCUGCACCUCAUCUUUGUUUAAUUCUUGAACAGAAAUAUAGGCCCACUGUUUGAGGUUUGACAAGAAGACUCAAACAAGGAAUUCAAUGUUGAAAAGAUUGUGUUAGUCUCUUUAAAUACAGUUGAAGCAGAGGAAAUGGUAGAUGAGGAAACUAUUUAUGUUGUAAGCAAUAAUCUUGGAGUUUGAGGAUGUCAAAAUUCUAUGUAUGUGGUGGAUGCUGCUCGUGGAGUAUUUAUUUCUCCAUUCUUGUACCCUGAGCUAGAGAGAGAUCCUCGCUUAGCUAUGUUGUAGAGCAUCAAUCCUUUUUCCUUUUGAUAAUUGCAGAGCAUCAAUGUCAAUGGCCACAUAUAUGGCCUUCUCUGUGCUGAUGUUGGUUGGUCUGAUGGUGGAUCAAGGACGAUUUUCCAGAACGGCUCUUUUACCACAUCAAUUAUAUUAGGACUGAUCGACCCACAUGUACCCUCAACUUCUCUUAAGGAGGAUAUGCUUAGCAGAAAAGAAGGGUAAUGGCUAGCAAUGUUCCAGAAGAUGCUUAAUACCAAAGAGAGCUUGAGGAGGUCUAUAGGAAUGUCCCUGCAUAAAGGAUGCCAGUGCCAACGGAUGUGGAACACAAUGCUGCACUUGACUUGGUGAUUAGAGAGGACUUCAAUCGAAAGCUUGGAAGAGCAAGUAAUCACAAGCAUAGUGAAGGUUCUGAAGGAUUUAUGUGCAUUUCCAAGAUCGCAGACUUCUUAGAGAAAUCGGCAGCUAAAUUGGAGAUUUCUUCUUCCAGGAUCGAGUUCCGGGGUUCAAUUUCUGAUGAGCUUAUUGUUGAUGCUCAAGGCCUUCUAAGGUUUCGGUUUGGUAGUUGACAGUUUGUCUGCUGCUUUCUAGUCCCUCCUGCUGAUGGCAAUGCCGAAGGUGGGAGGGGGUAGUACAGCUUCUUUGUUUUGUCUGGUUUUGUGCAGUUGAUGUUUGGACUUUAUUUUAUCAUGUAACAGAAAUUGUGGAUGAAACAGUAAAUGGUGGGAUAGUGUGAUAUAGUCCAUGUAGUUGGCUAUAGCUUUGAUGAUUCAGUUGGUGAUAUGGUCCAACCAACUGAAACAUUUCCCUUCCCUUUCUUUGGUGUACUAGUGUUUGGAGUUGCGAGCAAACACUGCCUACUUUUGAUAAAUGUGUCAAAAAGACUCAUCCUAAUUGUGCGAUGUGGAAUGAUAAUGUGGCAAUUCUGAUAUUUAGAUA
Molecule: messenger RNA, 5711 nt
Organism: Macadamia integrifolia
Lineage: Eukaryota; Viridiplantae; Streptophyta; Magnoliopsida; Proteales; Proteaceae
Product: disease resistance protein RGA2-like
Exons: 8
Coding region: 143-3610 (1155 amino acids)
Biological process (GO): defense response to other organism
Molecular function (GO): ADP binding
Source: RefSeq, a predicted model, not a curated record